GCCCCCCCCAUCGCUGGUGCUGGGCUUGUGAUUGCCGCUCGCUCCAGCUGAGCUAAGAGUAGCAGCGGCAUCAGGGCAGGGACUGAUUCCAGCCCUUGGACUUAAGACAUCUUACCAUCUUACGUUGCGUGCGUGACUCAUUCGCACUCAUUUCUGUUUAUGCCUGGGGUGGGGAGAAAAAUCCCAAACCAGUCCCCAGCCCUUCCUCCCAGAGGCAUACACAGCCUGUACAUGAACCGCCUUGAAGCUGUGCAUGGACUCCCCUUUGCCCUGCUUCCUUGCACCCCCAGCUUGUCUGCACAUGGAUUUGUCAUCUCCUUUCCAUGUGAAAACACAUCUUACCACAUGAGCGACCUGCGACCUGACUACUUGGAAGAAUAAAGGUUACCAGCUGUGUAAAUGAGUAUGGAAGAUUAUGAUUUCCUGUUUAAAAUUGUUUUAAUUGGCAACGCUGGUGUGGGGAAGACGUGCCUAGUUCGACGGUUCACUCAGGGUCUUUUCCCCCCAGGUCAAGGAGCCACAAUUGGAGUUGAUUUUAUGAUUAAGACAGUGGAGAUUAAUGGUGAAAAAGUAAAGCUUCAGAUCUGGGACACGGCAGGUCAAGAGAGAUUUCGGUCCAUCACCCAGAGCUAUUACCGAAGCGCCAAUGCCUUGAUCCUCACCUAUGACAUCACCUGUGAGGAAUCCUUCCGCUGCCUUCCUGAGUGGCUGCGGGAAAUAGAACAAUAUGCCAGCAACAAGGUCAUCACUGUGCUAGUUGGCAACAAGAUUGAUUUGGCUGAAAGGAGAGAGGUCUCCCAGCAGAGAGCUGAAGAAUUCUCAGAAGCCCAGGACAUGUAUUAUCUGGAGACCUCCGCCAAGGAAUCUGAUAAUGUGGAGAAACUCUUCCUUGACUUAGCGUGCCGCCUCAUCAGUGAAGCCAGGCAGAACACCCUUGUGAACAAUGUAUCGUCCCCCUUACCUGGAGAAGGGAAAAGCAUCAGUUAUUUGACUUGUUGUAACUUCAACUAAAGGCUGAGGCACAGAGAAGCAAAAGGAAUCAGCAGCUGCCCCAAUGGGCCACAAAUUGCUGGGGAGACCUGGUGGGGACGGUGGCUCCUGCUCUCGGACCUUCUGACUCCUGAGUUUACAAAGCAUGCCAGGCCAAGGGCCUGGGCCACAGGCCGGCAUUAGCAGAACAUACGAUGGUUUCAUCCUUACGCAGUCUGGAGGCAGAGCGAGGAAAAGAUUGCGCUGGGCACUCCAUGACCUGCAGAGCAUGUUGCUUUUGUUUUUUUAAAAAGCAAGCAAAAGCGCAUUCCUGAACACAGUUUGGAGAAACCCCUCCUGCCCAUCAGUGGGUGCAUGUGGGGGGUGUUCUUUUUAGGGCUUCUGGGGGCCUUGGUUUUCUUGUCCACCAGAUAACCAAAAUUGGGGAGGCCAAGUACUGUCUCCGUGGUGUGUGUUGAAUAACCCCAUGGAGAUGUUGAAAAGUGUUAUUUCUCUUGUCCACAGGCACUUUCAAGAACUUUGGGAUGUAAAAAAUGAAAUGAAACCUUUACCCAUGACCAACAGUUAACCAUUAUUGUUUUAAUAAUAUAUACAAGCUCCACAACUCCUUUUGGUGCUAAUGAUUCUGCUGUUUCACAGACCAAUUGUUUUAGUACAUUUAUGUCCUUAAAUGUAUUUCAUAGAAAUAAAAAAAAUAAGGGAAGUCCAUGAAUCAGCACUCUUUCUCAAAGUCUCAUUACACCUUUUCUAGGGUGGAUUUUUUGGAGAAGAGAGUAUGUUCUUUUACGUUCCCCUCUAAAUCUUAACCAUUUUUUCAUCCUUCCUGUCCUUUAAGUGAAAAAAAAUGGUAGAUAAUAUUCUAAUAUAAAAGAUUAGCUCUAAGACAUUACAAGUGAGGAUGAGAAAAAAGACCGGAUCUGACCAAAAUACUGUGGACGACUGGACUGCAGUGGAGAGUUCCGGGCAGAGCACAGCCCUGGGCCCAGGCGCGUCUGCUCUCCGCACUAUCGAUCUUGGACAGACCAAGGCCUGGGAUUUUGUAGGUUUUUAGUAUAAGCGAAAAUAGCAACAGAUGCAAACGCUCACAAACCAUUUUUGUAUCUUCAAUGAUAACCUUAGAAAAUAUCUGCUUGUGGAGGCGGUUCAAUCGUCAUUUGUCAGCUCUUCUGUGUAGUAGUGUUACAUUUGGACAUGCAUUCUUUCCUGUUUCUUUUUUCUUUUCCUCUUUCUUUCCUGGCCUCUCCCUUCUUUUCCUCUCCCCUCCCUCCCUCUUCCAACUGCCUCCUUUCCUUAUAUGCAUGUUGCUGCACAUCUCCAGUGCAGAUGGAGGUGUAUAUGCCUUUACUUAGCCAAUUUUAAACCAGGACUCAAAAAUGGAAGACAUGCUGCUGAAUAUGUGUUAUUUCUUCAGUGCCAUAAUUUGAUACCGUCCAAUUUGUUUACUGAUAUAAAUGCAAAUUGGAAAAAUAAACCUGUAUGCUGUCAA
Messenger RNA from Artibeus jamaicensis (Jamaican fruit-eating bat), 2476 nucleotides. RefSeq names its product RAB30, member RAS oncogene family (gene RAB30). Gene Ontology annotation, cellular component: trans-Golgi network. The transcript has 6 exons. NCBI's taxonomy places the organism in Eukaryota, Metazoa, Chordata, Mammalia, Chiroptera, Phyllostomidae. The record is from RefSeq and is a predicted model, not a curated record. Bases 400 to 1011 code for a protein of 203 amino acids. Gene Ontology annotation, biological process: Rab protein signal transduction. Gene Ontology annotation, molecular function: GTP binding; GTPase activity.